Messenger RNA from Talaromyces marneffei, 519 nucleotides. RefSeq lists its product as uncharacterized. Lineage: Eukaryota; Fungi; Ascomycota; Eurotiomycetes; Eurotiales; Trichocomaceae. The record is from RefSeq and is a predicted model, not a curated record. Bases 1 to 519 code for a protein of 172 amino acids. The transcript has a single exon.
AUGGGUGAAAUCGGCGCGCAUUACAAAGACUUGAAAGCCUACCGCAAGAGAAAACGUGAAGGCAAGGAUACGAAAACAAACAACAAAAAAAAGCGAACUGACGAACCCCGUCGUCGUCGCUGCUGGGAUUGGAUGAUCACGACCGGCAACUGCCACUAUGCCAAAAACAGGUCGUCCUUCAAAGAGUACCGACGCGUCGGAAAAUCAAUUCCUAAUGGUGUGAUUGAAGGAAUUUUGACAUUUAUAGCCGGUGUUGGAUCCGUGGAGCUCAGAGUGCGGACUGCUUAUGAAGAGAGAUCAUCUGUACGGACUUUGGUACUGCAAGAUGUGCUUCAUAUCCCGGUGGAAUUGAAAGUACAGAACCUCCACGAAAAGAAUUCGCCUAUCCGAACCUUAGUACUAAAGAAUGUGCUCCAUGGUCUGCAUGAACCCAUACGAAGGGUUCGAUGGCGAUAUGAAACCUCUUUGGUGCAGCAAAUGGCACCAAGGAAUGGCUCGCAAGCUGAUCCUACCUGGUAA